Molecule: messenger RNA, 7224 nt
Organism: Epinephelus lanceolatus (giant grouper)
Lineage: Eukaryota; Metazoa; Chordata; Actinopteri; Perciformes; Serranidae
Gene: mtss1
Product: MTSS I-BAR domain containing 1
Biological process (GO): cell projection assembly; plasma membrane organization
Cellular component (GO): cytoplasmic side of plasma membrane; actin cytoskeleton
Molecular function (GO): actin binding; phospholipid binding
Source: RefSeq, a predicted model, not a curated record
CUCCCAUUGGAGUAACCGGAGGAGAACGGCUGCCUCUCGUCUAAAAACUCGCUGGAAAACAACGUGAAAUCUCUCGGAUACGUUCAGGAAACAGCGGCUGUGGGAGUCUGAAUCCACGCUGGACACCAGAUAAGAUCCGUAUUGAUUUAUUUUCGGCGAACUGAUUGAUCACGGACUGCGUGUUUUGGAAACGCACGCACACACAGUCACAGGUUGCUAGCGGAGUUAACGCUAACCUAGCUAGCCGAGUUAGCUAGCUGCGGUUAGCUGUGUUCUCCCUUCACCCGGGACUCCAACCAGCCGGGGUGAACUUAAAACAACUGUGAGACAUUUUCCAGACAGUCUGCUGAAUGAUUCAGGCAUGAUGUGGUGUUUUUUGGGACGUUUAUCAAGUUGGCCGGCUGGAAGCAUCGGCUGACUGAAGCCUAGCGAUAGUCUCCCUCUCUCCUCUCGACCUGGAUUUUACUCCUCUAUGUUUUUUUCCUCCUUUUUUUCCACUGCUGUUUUUGGCUGUUUUUUUAAAGGUGGACUUUGCCCUCGGGGUGUUGUAACUCUCCCCUGUAUUAAAUCGAAAAAAGCCUCCAUUGAGUCUUGAGCUGGAGUAUUUCUAAAGUUGGCUGCAAGUUUUUUGGGGGGGAGGUAAAAAAAGUUUGGGAAGUUGAGGAGGAUUUUUCCGAGCCUGUGGAAAAAUGGAUGCGGGUAUAGAGAAGGAAUGCAGCGCCUUGGGAGGGCUCUUCCAACUCAUCAUGAACGACAUGAAGGCCAGUUAUCCAACAUGGGAGGACUUUGUAACCAAAGGAGCCAAGCUACAAUCACAGCUCAGGACGACCAUCGUGGUGACCGGAGCCUUCCUGGAUGCUUUUCAGAAGGUGGCAGACAUGGCGACAGGGACCAGAGGUGCCACCAAGGAGAUUGGCUCAGCGCUAACCAGGAUGUGUAUGAGACACCGCAGCAUUGAGUCCAAGUUGAAACUGUUCACCACAGCUCUCUCAGAGGGUCUCGUCACUCCGCUGGAGUUGAAGAUGGAGGAGUGGAAAAAAGUGGCCAAUCAGCUGGACAAGGACCAUGCUAAAGAGUACAAAAAGGCUAGAGCGGACAUCAAGAAAAAAUCAUCAGACACCAUCAAACUGCAGAAGAAGGUGAAGAAAGGGAAGGACGAGGCACGGGGACAGCUGGACAGUGCGUUGCAGGACGUCAACGUGCGUUACGCCGUCCUGGAGGAGACGGAGAAACGUGCCGUGUGCAGAGCGCUGAUUGAAGAAAGAGCGCGUUACUGCAGCUUUGUCAGCAUGCUGAAGCCUGUACUGGACCAUGAGAUCAACAUGCUGGGUGAGGUGACCCACCUGCAGACCAUCCUAGAAGAUCUGACCAACCUGACAGCUGAGCCCAAUAAACUCCCACCAGCCAGUGAGCAGGUGAUUCUGGACCUGAAAGGCUCUGAUUUUAAUUACACCUAUCAGACACCUCCAGCUUCUCCCAGUAACACUCUGUCCAGGAAGAGCAGCAUCAGCAGUAACUACCAGUCUGGAUCAGUGAGACACGUUCCUUCCUUGGACUCCAUCAGCUGUGCUGUCGAUGGAGUACACAUCCAGCGCUGCUCCUCCCCCUAUCUGCUGAUUGGCUGUGAUGAAACCGGGCGGUCCCUCAGCGAAGGGAACUCCCCCUCUCGCCUCGGGCGUCAGGGCAGCCGUGGUCGCUACGGUUACGCUGCCGGCCAUGGCCACCACCCCGCGCUGAGCUGCCGCGUUAGCCGCAGGGAUAUGACCACCGAUCCAGUCGGCUCCACCAAUCAGCUUGCUGCUGGUGGGAGCGGAGGGGCAGAGAACGGCCUGUUGGCCCCCCCACACAACGCUUACCCACACCAUGGAGAGAGAGCUCGAGCCAUGUCUGCGUCUGGGAAGUCUUGCUCGGCCCGGGAUCAGCUGGCGUUGACGCUGGGAGCGUUGAAUUCGGACGCUCCGAGGAGCAGCAGGGACUCUCUGCACUGCUCCAGUGGCUACAGCACUCAGACCACCACCCCAUCCUGCUCUGAGGACACCAUACACACACACACUGUAAAGAGAGAUCCUCCACUCUAUGUCGACUACGAGUCCAUCUCUCUCCACGGAGACACCGACUCCAUCUCCUUACAUCACCUUUCCCAUGGCAACAGCCAGUCAGACUUCGACAAGUCUUCGACCAUCCCGAGAAACUCCGACCUCAGUUUCCAGUACAGGAAGUAUGCCCAGUCUAAGCGCCCCGCCUCCACUGUCAGCCUACUGGCCGAGCCUGAAUUGCUCGGCAGGUCCGCCCGCCAGCUGCCGUCCCACACGGCAACCAUCAGACGCAAACCAUCAUCAAAGCCGCAGUUCCGCAGGGGCACGAUCAGCGGGGGGGUUCCCAUCCCCAUCAGCACCCCGCAGGUUCCUCUUAAAGCGCUUGCAGGAAAUGGCGGGAGUGAUGAGAAUGUUUUCUCAGCGCCCUCAGCUGGAGGAGGUUUAGGUUACAGUAAACUCUGCACCUCCACGCAGAGCCUCAGUGCCUUACCUCCCUCCUCCUCCUCCUCCCCAUACUACCAGCUGGUCCCAGGUCAGAUGCCAAUACCGGUGCCUGUACCCACUGUACCCUCCCUGCCACCAGAGGGCAACAACGCCAAACAGCAGCAACAGAGACAGUACCAGCAACAGCAGCAAUUCAACCAACAACUAAAUCAUCAGCAGCAACUACAGCCACACAACCAGCAACUCCAGAUUCAGCAGCAGCAGCAAUAUCAUCAGCAGCAGCAACCACAGCAACAGUUUCAAUAUCAACAGCAACCACAGCAACAGCUUCACCAUCAACAGUCACUGCCCCAGCAACCCCAGCAGCUGCAACACCAACAAGACCAGUAUGCAGAGCCACUUAACCAGCAGCAGAGACAGAGGCUGUACCAGCAGCAGCACCAGGCCACGCUCCAGACCUCCGCUGCCCAGGGAGCGCCCUCCAGUCUGGGCCACAGAGCUCUCUACCAGCCCCAGGUUCCUCCACCCUUCAGCCAGGACCAGUACCCAGAGCCGCCGCCCCCGGAGGGAGGAGGGAGCAUGCUGACCCAGCUCAGAUCAGUAAAGCUUAAACGGACCCUCACCAACGAUCGCUCCGCCCCUCUCCUGCCCCCUCCGCCCAGUCACAACUAAGGCUGAUUGUUUUGCUUCCCUGCUGGUUGACUCUUUAGUUUAAUGGCACCUGAGUGUGUCGGCACAAAUCAAACUCUGACUUCCUGUUGAACAUCGACUGUGGACCGAUCAAUCGCUGGAACUUGACGUGUGUCUUAUUUCAUUUUCUAAAGAUCUGCUUCCUUUUAGUCCGUCUAGAUUUGUUUUAAACAUUUUUUGAGACUUUCUCGUCAUUUCCUGUUGCUGCAGCAACCGUCUCUCGCCCUUUGUUUUUUUGCAUUUCGAUUGUGGAUAAAGUUUUUGUCUGACCCAGUCUUGCCAAUAGAACUGUUGAUUUUUUUUUUAAUGAUCGUUAUUUGGCAUGCUAAUUAGCCAGACAGGAAGCUGUUAGUGUCUCAGAUCCUCUUCAGUCCUGGGUGUGCUUGAUUUGCCUUUUUGCCUAGACUCCCAGACGGGUGGGGUUUAGUGAUUAGUCCUGUAGCUCCAAUGUGUCACAUGGUUGAACCAUGGUGAGCGCAGAUUUUAGCUGGCUGUGGGUCAGUGUAUCUGAACAGUGAGUGAUUGGUUUGUUCCUGAUCAUCUCAAAGUGUCAAACACAGCCUGGGACGCUCAUGACUCUGGAAUAAAACUGGCUCUGUAGUUUGUAAAUAUGUGAGAACAAAAACAGCUUUGGGAGCACCUGGGGAGGUCGGAUGUUUCGCUUAACAGCGUGUUGUCAGAGGUCACUCGCUUUCUUUGACAGUACAGAAAUUUGAACUGAAAAUGAGUCAGGAUUUCACCUUUAAGUGGCAGCAGUGCCCAGGGAUGCCAAAUGGUGCCACUGAGGGUUUCUGUUUGUGGAAAAGGAUUAAAAAUGUUACUGUGUGCGAAUGUUUGGUUUACUGUGUAAAUAAUUAGCUGGUUAUGGAGGAAUAAUAACAAGAGGAAGAAGACAGGGAUUUAUCGGCAACUUUUAGAGGCAACAUUGUUUUGGAAGAUGCAGAUUGGCAACAUUAUUGCUGAGAACAUAGCGGGCUAUGAGAAGCAGAACUAUAAAGAGAAAUAGAAGCUGCUGGUGACGUACAGAUCUGUGACAGUCAGCUGUUAACGGGACACAACGCCAUGUUGGAAGAUGUAUCUGAACCCUCUGCUAACACAGGAAAUAAACUUCUUAGAUAACAUUUAAUCUAAAAAGAGUUUUGAGGCUGACACUUUUAAACAUACGCAGUUAUUUUGAUUUAAAAAUACCUUAAAUUCAGUUGCAUUGUGACUUGUACUGAGUGGAUAAACUAUGUUAAACUGUUUCUGAAUUACUACCUUCAUAUUUUUGGUACGUUUUUGUUACUUAUUGGCUGAAAUAUACAGCAGUACGAAUACAUUAAAUUGCCAAUAAAUAACACGAAAUGUCAGCACAUUACAAAGUUUGUCCAUCAGAGAGCACUGACAAAUUUAUUUUUGCACUGUUUAGGACAUUUCUUGGUCACAGUUCUUACAUAACUGAAUUUAAAGGUUACUUAUCAAAAUAUUUAUGUUAUGUUUUAUAAUAACUUAUCAGUCGGGCCCUAAAUGACACUGAAUUGUCUUUACAAGUUCUCCACAGAAACAUUUAAUAAUCUUUCCCUGAUCAAAUGACAGUAAAUGUUGUUAAAUGUGAUAAUUAUAAUCUUUUAAUAAUAUAAGGCAGCUGAUGCGUCUCAAAUUUAGUUUUAGAGCAAGUGAUCAUUAUCACGUAUUCUUAAAUUUUAAAGAUGGAUAUUUUCAGCUCUAACUUUUGCUUGAAAAAUUACAACUAAUUUAUUGCUGAUUAAUUUUCUGUUGAUCGACUGAUUGUUUUAAUUGUAAUUAUUUAUUUUACCAGUUUAAACAGAUUUUCACAUUUGACUAAACAUCGUUUUUCUCAUGUUUCUGCGGGUUGAUAGAGGAAGAGCUUUUAAAUCUGUUGUCACUAGAGUUGGGUGUCGAGCUUGGUACUUUUAAAGGUACUACCCAAAUUACGUCAGUACUACCAUGUACUGAUUCACGUUACAUCAAUCGGUGUCAAACUUCAAUAAAAAAGGCACUGAAUGAAUAUAUUUAUCUACAUUUUGCCACCUGGUCGUAGCAGAGUGUGUCAUCUCUGACAGAGCCAAAGAGUAGCUCAUUCUGCUGCAGUCUGUAAUCCCACAGACUCUCCUUUCACUUUGGCCAACAGCUAAAAGUUUGGACUUAUUUUAUUUAAACUAAGACUCAUUUUUUGUUAUUACAGAGAGAGCAAAGUACCAGGAAAAGGUACUGUGGGGUACAGGAAGCGGUACAAAUGUGAAUGGUACCAAACCCUCGUUGUCACUCCUCCAACAUGGCGCUGUUUCCAUCUUAACUGUAAGAAAUCAAACCUUUACGUACCAAUCUCUGAUUUACCCUUCAAAGGCAAAAAGCUGUCCCUCUUCUUAGUUUAAAAAGUUCACAAUGAAAGACUGAUACAUUUAAUAAAGACACAGGUAGAAUUUGAGUGUUUGAAUUCAGCUGAAGGAUCAAUGAAAUUCUGUUAAGUUUACAUUUGAUCUAAAAUCUUGUAACUCAGCAGCUUUAUUUUCUUUAAAUGACAUGAGCAGCCAAUCAGAGUGCAGGACUGUGAUGAGCCGUAGGGUUUGCGUUUAAUUUUUAACGUUAAAUUAAACUAUUUAUGUACAGAGUUUGGUCGGGCUCCAGUAGCUGGUUCUAUUUUGGAUCCUGUUCCUAGUUGGUAAAAUAUUUAGGUCUGUUAAUUUGUUCACCUGAAAUUAUCAUAAAUCUCCUCAUCGAUAUUUUAGCUUUUUAUUUUUUAUUUUUAGCUUUUCUCUUUGUUCUUUAUUUCGGCUCAGAUCACACGUACAGUGAUGUCAUUACAGACCUCUGUGUCGCUGCUCAUAUCUCAGAUACUUUCAGUUGGUGUUUUGGUGUUGUGCCCAUUAAUAUAUUUCCAAAAAUUGGGGACGUUAUCUUCUAGAAAAUUAGCAACAAGUGUGAAUUCAAUCAGCACAGCUUUUUAGGUCUCCCUCUCCUGAAAAUUAAAACGAUUUCAGACUGAAUAAUGACGUGGUUCAGAUCCGUUAGAAGAAGUGUUGCCUCUAAAAGUUGCCCGUCAAGUGUCGACUUCAUACGAUGAGCUGUCAGAGCAGGCUGGGAAGCAGGGCCGUAGCUUUCACUGAGGACUGAGGUCAUGCCCUCUGUUAAUGUUUUAAAUGACAUGAGGUGGAGUUUGAUAGAGCUGACACUAAUAACUAUUUUUAUUAUUGAUAAAUGUGGCAAUUUGGUCCAUCAAAUAUCAAGGAGUAGUAAAGAAAAAAACUCCAGAGCCCGAGAUAUAUGUCUCCUCUUGUUGGAUCAACAGUCCAAAACCCAAAGUUUACAUAGAAGACAGCCAGCAAACCAAAAUGUGACAUUUUACGCACACAGUUAUUACACAUAAAAGUUUGGUAGUUUGGUUUGUGGCCUAUCAAACAUUAACAGGUGUGUGGAGCUCUGCCGAAGGAAUUUGGCUCAGGACCUCAGUAUUUCUUUAAUCCUGGUUACGGCCCUGCUGGGAAGCUGCCAGGCAGGGACCAGCUGCAUUCUGGGAAAUGUAGUCUCGUCUUUUCUGGUCUGUUCUCAGAGAAGCUUUUGUGUAUUGAGAGAUUUCCUGUCGCUGAAUCAAGUGUUUAUAUUGCUGAUGAGACAGAAAAGCUGCCUUCUGAUGAUUCAAUUGAUUGAUUGAUUGAUUGGACCCAAUUCGCCCCACAGCAGUUGUGUGUGUGUGUGUGUGUAUAUAUUAGUGCUUCUAUUCCUGGGAGAGAUCUAAAUCUAUAUAUAAAAAAUGUAUGUAUACAUAUCCUGAUUGUAUUUUUGUUGAUUUAUGGAUCAGACGGUGUGAUCAGAUGUGACACGUCGGUCGUCACUCGUCAUAUUUUUGUAGAAAAGCUUUAAAGGAGGAAACCCAGUGAACUUCCUGAUGUUUGAGGAUCUGAAGCCUGAUUGGAUGUCCGACUGUCGAGAAGCGGACGAAGGACUAAACAGACGUAUGGACGACAUGAACCAACAGAAUGUAGAAAUGUUUUUGUCCUUCAUCUUUUGACGUUCGCUGUGGGAUCAAUGAUAAUAAUAAUAAUUGACUCAUCAA